Messenger RNA from Necator americanus (New World hookworm), 237 nucleotides. RefSeq lists its product as uncharacterized. Bases 1 to 237 code for a protein of 78 amino acids. The transcript has 2 exons. The record is from RefSeq and is a predicted model, not a curated record. Lineage: Eukaryota; Metazoa; Nematoda; Chromadorea; Rhabditida; Ancylostomatidae.
AUGAUUUCAGCUCAGCGUACCAGAGCAGCUCUCACUCCUCCGGCUAGACCGAUUGAAACAGCUACGCCUCGUAAAACGAAAAGUGAGGAAUACGUCAGUACGAAGCUGGAAAUGCUCGACGACAAUAUUUGUGCAAAUGAAUGCAUAUCGUUAGCUGGCGUAUCGUUAGUAGCGCUAGCACACAGCUCCCGCGACAGCUCAUCACUGGGAGAAAUGAAAGGCAACGGCGAUCGCUAA